AUGGACCACUCCACGGAAAUUAUACUCACCAUAGCCGGCAUCGCCCUGGUGCACGGAUUAAUAUUCUAUUUCCUCACGCGGAAAUCUCGUCUGAUCAAGGGAAAACAUGUGGUCGUCACGGGUGGCUCCAGCGGGAUUGGCCUUUGGGCUGCGAUUGAGUGUGUCCGAUUAGGGGCACACGUUACCAUAAUUGCACGCAACGUACCCAUGCUAGAGAAAGCCAAAGAAGAGCUGGAAAAAAGGCGUGUGCGCGAUUCGCAAAAGAUUCAGUUCCGCUCAUUGGAUUUGUCUCGAAGCUACGAUGCGGUGGCAGCAGCCCUGGAAUCAGUGGAACAAUCCGUAGGUCCAAUCUACAUGCUGGUCAACUGCGCCGGCAUGGCCAUCUGCGGCAGCGUGGAGGACACGUCGAUCGAGGACGCUCAUCGGCUGAUGGAUGUGAAUUACUUUGCCACCUUCUACCCGACCCGGCACAUUCUGCCGAAGAUGAAACAGGCCGGUGACGGAAUUAUCGUCAUCACGGCGUCCCAAGCGGCGCUAAUGGGAAUUUACGGCUACGGAGCGUACGCUGCAUCCAAGUUCGCACUGCGUGGGUUAGCCGAAACGAUCGCUAUGGAAGCGCGCCAUCGUGGUGUUAGUGUGACGCUGGCCCUUCCGGCCGACACGGAUACGCCUGGGUUUGAAAACGAGAACCGCACAAAGCCGGAAGAAACGAAAAUCAUUUCCGGAUCGGGCGGGCUGGCCAAACCGGAGCACGUUGGCAAGCGGAUCGUGCAGGAUGCGCUCAAGGGGUCCUUCUUCUCGAUUAUGGGACUCGAGAGUUGGGUGCUGAGUAUCCUGUGCGUCGGUAUGGCACCAUGGCGUGGACCAUUGCUUUGUUUCAUGCAGUUCUACCUGCUGGGGCCACUGCGGUUGAUUGGAUUGGGGCUGCAAUGGAACUUUCAACGGAUCAUAAAAAACUGUGCUAAACAGCGCCAGCGGACAUAAGCAGAUCGAAGGGAUCCGGCGGAUCUGCCAUCCGCUUUGAGUAAACGAUCGGUCUAUACAACAGAAACCACCAGCAAGUUUUAGUGCACGCACACGACAAAUCUAUCAUUCGCAACAAUCAUCUAUUGUAUUCCAAAGUGAAGUAUAUGUUUCUUCCGUAGAUAAUGA
Anopheles nili is the source of this 1152-nucleotide messenger RNA. It is a transcript of the gene Kdsr, whose product is annotated as 3-ketodihydrosphingosine reductase. Gene Ontology annotation, biological process: sphingolipid biosynthetic process. The record is from RefSeq and is a predicted model, not a curated record. NCBI's taxonomy places the organism in Eukaryota, Metazoa, Arthropoda, Insecta, Diptera, Culicidae. Gene Ontology annotation, molecular function: 3-dehydrosphinganine reductase activity. The transcript has 2 exons. The coding region runs from base 1 to 984 and encodes 327 amino acids. Gene Ontology annotation, cellular component: endoplasmic reticulum membrane.